Trichosurus vulpecula (common brushtail) is the source of this 5947-nucleotide messenger RNA. It is a transcript of the gene JADE1, whose product is annotated as jade family PHD finger 1. The transcript has 11 exons. Lineage: Eukaryota; Metazoa; Chordata; Mammalia; Diprotodontia; Phalangeridae. The coding region runs from base 306 to 2846 and encodes 846 amino acids. The record is from RefSeq and is a predicted model, not a curated record. Gene Ontology annotation, cellular component: histone acetyltransferase complex. Gene Ontology annotation, biological process: regulation of transcription by RNA polymerase II.
CUCCAUAACAAGUAAAACGUCAGUCAGAGAGUGCCUCCGUGUGCGAGUGUGAGAGUGCGUGUGUGUGGUGUGUGUAUGUGUGUGUGUGUGUGGUGUGCGAAUGUUGUGUAUGUGAGUGUGUGUGCAUGGGUGCGCGCGGGUGUGUGAGUGCAAGUGCAGGAGCCGCUCUCGGCUCGCCUCCCCACCCCGCGGCACCCUGAACUCAUGAGGCACCGGGAGCCGCGCUCGCUCGCCGCGAAACUCCGAGCCCACUGGCGAGCAGCACCAUUGCAGCAGCAGGCCGCCCGCUGUUUCCCGGGGAGAUCAUGAAACGAGGUCGGCUCCCUAGCAGCAGCGAAGACUCUGAUGACAACGGCAGCCUGUCUACGACCUGGUCCCAGCAGUCCAGAUCACGACACAGGAGAAACUCAUGUUCCAGACAUGAAGACCGAAAGCCCUCUGAGGUGUUCAGGACAGACCUGAUCACAGCGAUGAAGCUUCAUGACUCCUACCAGCUGAACCCAGAUGAAUACUAUGUGUUGGCAGAUCCUUGGAGGCAGGAGUGGGAGAAGGGGGUCCAGGUGCCAGUGAGCCCAGGGACCAUACCAGAACCUGUGGCCAGGGUGAUGUCUGAGGAGAAAGCCCUCAUGUUCAUCAGGCCAAGGAAAUACAUCCUCUCCUCGGGCUCAGAACCACCAGAACUGGGCUAUGUAGACAUCCGUACGUUGGCAGAUAGCGUGUGUCGCUAUGACCUCAAUGACAUGGACACUGCGUGGCUGGAAUUGACCAAUGAGGAGUUCAAGGAGAUGGGAAUGCCCGAGCUGGAUGAGUAUACCAUGGAGAGGGUCCUGGAGGAGUUCGAACAGCGAUGCUACGACAACAUGAACCAUGCCAUUGAGACGGAAGAGGGGCUUGGGAUCGAGUAUGAUGAGGACGUUGUUUGCGACGUCUGCCAGUCUCCGGAUGGGGAAGAUGGCAACGAAAUGGUUUUCUGCGACAAAUGCAACAUCUGCGUGCACCAGGCAUGUUACGGAAUCCUGAAGGUGCCGGAAGGCAGCUGGCUGUGCCGGACAUGUGCUCUGGGGGUGCAACCGAAGUGUCUGCUGUGUCCGAAGAAAGGUGGAGCCAUGAAGCCGACACGCAGUGGAACCAAGUGGGUCCACGUCAGCUGUGCUCUGUGGAUACCAGAGGUGAGCAUUGGCAGCCCGGAGAAGAUGGAGCCCAUCACGAAGGUGUCUCACAUCCCCAGCAGUCGGUGGGCACUGGUGUGCAGCCUCUGUAACGAGAAGAUUGGGGCCUCUAUCCAGUGCUCCGUGAAAAAUUGCCGCACGGCCUUCCAUGUGACCUGUGCUUUUGACCGUGGCCUCGAGAUGAAGACCAUCUUGGCCGAGAACGAUGAAGUCAAGUUCAAGUCGUACUGUCCAAAGCAUAGCUCCAGCAAGAAGUCUGAGGAGGAGAACCUGAGUGAGAGCGCCCCUCCGGAGAACGGGGCCCAGGCCAGCUCCCCGUUGGGUCACCUGGAGCCCUUUGACAGCCUCGAGCAGAAUCAGGCCGAGGCCCACCGGGUGAGCGUCCGGAAACAGAAGCUGCAGCAGCUGGAGGAUGAAUUCUACACGUUCGUCAACCUGCUGGACGUGGCCAGGGCUGUCCGACUGCCUGAGGAGGUGGUAGACUUCCUGUACCAGUACUGGAAAUUAAAGAGGAAGGUGAACUUCAACAAGCCCCUGAUCACCCCCAAGAAGGACGAAGAGGACAAUCUAGCCAAACGGGAGCAGGACGUCUUGUUUCGGAGGCUGCAGCUUUUCACUCACCUCCGGCAAGACUUGGAGAGGGUUCGGAAUCUCACGUACAUGGUGACUCGAAGGGAAAAGAUUAAACGGUCUGUGUGCAAGGUCCAAGAACAGAUAUUCAAUCUUUACACCAAGCUUUUGGAACAAGAAAGACUUUCAGGUGUGCCUUCUUCUUCUUGCUCCUCCUCCUCAUUGGAAAAUAUGCUUUUAUUUAAUAGUCCUUCAGUGGGUCCUGAUGCACCCAAGAUAGAGGACCUAAAGUGGCACUCCGCUUUCUUCAGGAAGCAAAUGGGCACCUCCUUGGUCCACUCCCUGAAAAAGUCUCAUAAGCGGGAGCGGCUGCCAAGUGGCCCUGAGAGUGGAGGCAAAUCCUUGCUAAAGGAGUCAGAUCUCUCAAGUAGAAGAGAGGGGAUGGAUAUACCAGAGACAUUUGUGGAUUUUGAAAAGACCUUUGCAGAAGCACAUAUUAUAUCAGCACAACAGAAGAAUGGUGUGGUACUGUCAGACCACCAGAAGAGAAGAGACAAUCGCUCUCAGUGUGAUUUCAUCAAGGGAGACCUUAAACAUUCAAAACAGACUCACAAGCCUCUGAGACCCACAGACCUGUCUCAGAGGCAAUCAGAAAACAGAAGGGCUGUGAAUCCCACCGGGAUGGGACAGUCAGUGCCGGGCACAAGGAAAGAUUUAGUGCCUAAAUGCAAUGGGUCUCUGGUCAAAAUAAACUGUAACCGGACCACAGUCAAAGUGCCUACCACACCUGCUAGCCCAGUGAAGAACUGGGGGGGAUUCCGAAUUCCAAAGAAGGGAGAGAAGCAGCAGCAGGGAGAGGACCCAGAGGAUGCCUGCCGCCAGCACUCCAACUGCUCCUACUUGGGUGUGAGCAGAGCUUCACCCAAGGAAAGGGCAAAAAGCAAACUAAAGACAGACAGCGAGAAUGAUGGGUACAUCCCUGAUGUGGAGAUGAGCGACUCAGAGAGCGAGGCAUCUGAACAGAAAUGUCGACAGCAGAGGCUUAACGCCAAUGGCACUAUCACCAGGAGGACGGACAUUAUCAGGAGAAGUAUCUUAGCCUCCUGAUGGGGGAACAGCAGGAUUCACGGAGGGCAACAGGGUCGGUAGAGUCACCACCACCUGCUGACGCCCAAAGGGUUGUUGGUUUGUGUGGGAGAGGGGAGUUCUCACUGGAUCAACAAGCUGAUGUCCAGUUAUUCCUGAGCUGUACAAACAUGUUUACUUGCACUUGGGACGACAGGUUUUUUUUUUCCUUCAAAGUCAUUUAUAACUCAUUGUUGUGAGAAGUUUAAAUGUUCUUUAUUUCCAACUCUGUUGAGGAAACACAAGAAUAGAUUUCAUGUGAGACACUGCUACGGAUGGAACCUUGAGUUAAACACUAAAACAAGAAACUUUAGAAAAGGGCAGGGUUUUUCAGUGUUCCCAGUUAGCAAAUAGGCAUUGGCAAGGUUUGACUGUCCUCCCCAUUUUGCCCAAAGCACAAACUCUUGAUUUCCUAUGUGUACAAAAUCAAAACAUAGUCCUUGAAAAAUUGUCACGCACCAUGUAGUAACCCAUUAAACUACUUUUCUUGGAUUAUGAUAGCUCUUGAAGUCAUAUUUAUAGUUUGGCCUACAAGCCUCUUUGUCAUGUUAUAGGACACAACAGCUCUGAACCUUCUGUAACUCUAGGGGAGUUUAUGGAUAAAUAUGCUAGGUGGGGAAAAAUGGAUUUUAACCGAGGCUGUCACUGGAGGAAUCUGAAGGGGCAGGGCAGAAUCGCUGCCACGUGGUGAUUUAAAAUGAAAGAGCAUUGCCGCCUUCAGCCUUUGAUGGGUUAUGGAUUGAAAAUUGACUUAGACUAUCCUGAUCUGGAGAACAAAUCCAAUAGGAUAAUUUUGUGUAGUGUUAGAAAGGGUACUUGAGGUCCAAGUUUUACUCAUUGUCCUCCUGACAUUCCACCUUCCCCACGAUUAUUUAUUUCCCCAAGCUAGGUUGGAAGUCACAUGGCAGUCUAGCUUCCUGCAGGACUUGUACUAAAAUCUGGCAGGAGUGGUGAACUCUAAAAGGCCUGGCAAUCAGGUUUGCACUAAUGGUAUGUGUUGGGGAAUCCAGGCUUCCAACACUAAAGGAUUCCUUUGAAAAUAAUAAUAAUAAAAGACCUAGCUAAAUAGGUUAAAUAUACAUAUCUAUAUUUUUGAAAACAAAAAAUAAAAUAAAAAGGCAAUAAGUUGCAGUUAGCUCUUCAUUCAGACCUAUGCAGGAAAGAGACUGCAUUCUAUCCUGGAAUAGAUUUUGUAGCUGACAAGAGCUGAUACUAAUUCAGAAGUUGGACUUUGUAAUUGCAAAUGGCAAUAACUAGUAAGUAAAUUAUCAGCAAUAAUAAUGAAUUUAACAUUUCAUUUGAGUAAUGUUUUCUUUUUGCACUCAGUACAGUGCAUAUGUAACAAGACAGUGGAUAGUGUUAGGGUCAUGUAAAGUUUCUUUGGAAUUCAAUGUACUCGUAAGUCAAAUUCAGAGAAGGAAAGUUUAAAUAGCAACAAAGCUUAGAAAUAAAUUACGGGCACUUGGAACAAGCCCUGCUUUUUCCCCCACCCCUAAUCCUAGUCACUCCCCCCAAGACGGCUCCUAAGUAUAUCAAUCUCAGUAUUCACAUUUCUAAUUCAUAUACACAGCUGCCUCCAUUGGGCAGGAUGUAAAACUCUGAUAUUUUAAAUGAAUAAUGAUUGAAUUCUGCAGUUAACUUCUAAGUCUUCCAGAUGGUUGUCAACAAAAAAAGGCAUAUUGAAUUACAUCUUGCUAUGCAAGUUAUCAAAUGCAUCCCCGUUGUGUUACAUUUUCAUACUGUCUUAACUUUCCAAGUAUAUUUUAAUAGAUAUUUGGGGAAGGGGGAGCAGGAUGACCUAAAUUUGGAUUGACUUGAAUUGUUCUUGAAAUAUAGGGGCUGAGGGUGGGGGGUGGGAGAAGCUUCCUUUUAACAAACUCAUGUAUUGAUAAGCAUGUUGUUGCAGAGAUCAGAGGGUUUUGGUGAAUUGGCAUUUUCUGUUCACUCUUAGGGUGACUUUAAGCAGGUUGUUUUCUUUUGCAUAUGAACAUAAAACCUAUCCUGGAAAAAGGAGAAGGUAGAUUCUUCAGUUGACUAAACUUUUGACUACAGCAACAUCUCUGGGUGAAGGCUGAAUAUAUAGAGGGAUAAUUUGAAAAGCCAUAGAAAGAAAACCUAAAUUUGAUGCUAGUAAUGACCUCUCACCAUUUUAAGAGGUAUCAGAUUCAUUUGCACUAUUAUGAAUGCUAGUUUUGUGCGGAAAUAAUGCCUUAUCUGUUUUAUUCCCCAUAUUUAGGUUGAAAAGCUUUCAGAUGUUCCCAAGUUAUGCUGAACCAAAAAACUAAAAAAAACAAAAACAAAAAACUAACAAAAAAUUAAAAAAGGAAAAAAAAGGAAAGAAAAAGAAAAACCACAAAAAGCUACCCCAUGCUUUAAAAAAAAAUUCCUGCCCCAAAUUGCAAAAUGGUAUAGAGCACGAUUUUAUAGCAGUAUGAUAAGCUGUGCAAGUUAGUUUCAUGCCAUGCUUGGUACUCUGUUUAGGAAGAAUCCCCAAGUAUCGCAUUGACUAACCCAAAUCAUCCUUCAUGCAUUCUGUUGGUAUAGAACUAUUUAAUGAUGCCCUAUCUUUCCCUUCCCCUCAGCUUUACCUUUCCUCGUGCAUACUGACCAAGAAAUAUCUUUCAUUAUGAUCAGUGUAUUACGUCAAAAUGUAGGCUAGUUAAACUUUUGUAAAGUUGCCUGGAAUGUCAUUUGUUAGGUUAUAAACAAACAAAAUUCUAAAUGAAGGGUUAUAUAUGUCAUGUACAAAACUUAUUUUAAAAUGGACAAAUCUGUCAUUACAUUUGUAACCUUGUACAGAAAAUUUUUCACUAUGUGCCUAGCUUGGUGUCCAUUCAGCUAAAAUUUACAAAAAAAAAGGUGCAUGAAGAGAAAAUCAGAAAUUAAAGUAUAUGUAGAGAUGACUAUUUUAUAUUACAUGGCCCAAUCCUGUAUUUAUUUCUUUUCCCCUAUUCCCCCCUUCCCUUUUGGAAGUAUUUAUAAAACUAGUUGAAAACAGCUGUAUUUUUUUUUGUUGUUGUUGUUGAAAUAUUUAGUAGAAUUGUGCCUUUUUGUCUGUAUGUGAAUAAAUGCUGUACAUUUUG